This is a messenger RNA of Glycine soja, 938 nucleotides long. RefSeq lists its product as uncharacterized. The coding region runs from base 75 to 509 and encodes 144 amino acids. The record is from RefSeq and is a predicted model, not a curated record. The transcript is spliced from 2 exons. NCBI's taxonomy places the organism in Eukaryota, Viridiplantae, Streptophyta, Magnoliopsida, Fabales, Fabaceae.
AUAAGAAACAGGUGAUGAUCCUUUAAUUUCCUGAGUUCCGGCGAAUUAACAAGCUUCAAAUUCAAUUGCUUUUCAUGCAAAUGGAUGUUUAUACACACAUCUCAUUACCAUCUUUCAUAUCGCAUCGCUUCUCUUCUUCACGAUUCCAAUGCUCAUCACUUUCUUCUUAUUCUCCUUUCAAGCUUGUCUGUUCCAACAGAGACUCCAAGGAAUCUCAACGAAACGACGAUAACAAUAACAAGGGUGAUAAAUCUUCAACAGACUGGGACAAGGCAUGGUCAAAAUUCAAAAAGCAAGGGGGAAAAAAACCCUUCUCCAAAUUUUCAGAUAAGUAUGUGAGCUGGAAUCCUAAGCGUUCAGAGUUCCCUCUUUCUGAGGAGGUUGACCCUAUCAAGAGAACAGAGAGAUCAAACCUCAGUUUCUGGAAUAGUCCAACUUUCACUUUAGGGGGUGCAAUUAUAAUUGUCUUAUUUCUUCUGUUGUACACCAUUCUUGCACCAAUCAAGUGAUCUCUUUUAAAGCAAUAUAACUGUAAAACUGAAAUAUUGUUUCACAGAAAAUGUAAAUCCUUUACUAAUGUAAUUGAUGGCUUCUCUCCAUUUUCUUUUGUAGUUCUGUUGCUUCACCCACUUGAAACGAUAUUCUUCCUCGGAUAUGUCAUUGGCUUUUCAUAGCCAAUCAUAUUUACAGAUGACUUUCAUGCAUGCUGAAGUGAGAUAUGAAUACGGAAUAAAUUGAUCAUAUUAUGUGCUUGCUUUAACCAGUUUUUAACUGGGGAGAAUUCUAGAAAAGUCAAAACAAGGUAAGUGUUGAACUUGAGUAGACUAGUAAAUGGCAAUUACUUGUAGUGAAUUAGGUUUAUGGUAUGUAAUUGAUUGUAGGUUAAUCAAUUGAUGAACUUGAUAACCACUUGUUAUUAAUCAAUUUGACAAUUUCCC